Messenger RNA from Mirounga angustirostris (Northern elephant seal), 10439 nucleotides. RefSeq names its product gamma-glutamylamine cyclotransferase (gene GGACT). Gene Ontology annotation, cellular component: cytosol. The record is from RefSeq and is a predicted model, not a curated record. Gene Ontology annotation, molecular function: gamma-glutamylaminecyclotransferase activity. The transcript is spliced from 2 exons. Bases 8419 to 8889 code for a protein of 156 amino acids. NCBI's taxonomy places the organism in Eukaryota, Metazoa, Chordata, Mammalia, Carnivora, Phocidae.
GCCGCUUAACUGACUGAGCCACCCAGGCGCCCCUAAGCAGGAUCAUUUCUAUGUCACAGCACCUUCCUGGGUAUUCUUGGCUCUGAAAAAUUAUUAAGGCCCAACCAAUAAUUGAUAUGGCUUGAUUCCCUUUCCUGUUUAUUAUGUGGAAUAUUCAUUUUUGUUUUAUUUUUUUAAGAGGCUUCAUUGAGAGGAAUAUAAGCUAGUAGAUAUUUUUAGAAGACCUUGAUAAAGGAAGGAGGUGGGCUGGAGAACCUAGGAAAGAACAUUCAUUGGGUGCUGAGGCCAUGCACACAAUCGGCACUUAGUAGAGGUAGAAUGAACCCAGUUUUAAAACAACUUUUUUAAAGACCCACAGUUGCCAAGUGGUAGAGAUGGAGAUCGAUUCAGGCCUGUCACUGUGCAUUUCUUUACUCUUACCAUGCUCUGCGUUCUUACACGUCCGUCAAUAGAACACUGAGGCUGCCCUGCCUGACGAUGUUCCCUGCAAGGGCUGAGCCCCAACUGCUAUCUGGGCCCACAGGGCGGGCCUGGUCAGCCAUCAGUGUCCUAGAAGAGGCCUACCUGGGGGAUGUACUUUACAUUAAAGCAGAGUUAGAGCCACUUCUAAAGGCCGCGCUUCAGUUUCCUCUGGAAAAACCCAAAUGGCUCACCUAUGGCUGGUUCCUAAAUGAAACUCUUACAUUUUAUCGAAGACUCUAACACGGCUGAAACACAGUAAUGUAUGAGCCUCGGGAUGGCAGUGCCACCCUCUCCCAACCUGAAUCAAUCACAGGCAUGUUCUUAAUUAGCCCCGGCUGGGGUUCUGAGAAGAUCUGGCCCAUGUAGUAGACUUUUUUACAUGUCCUGUUGGCUGUGACCCUCAUAGCCGCCCCUGGAGAUGGGAUGAGACAAAGAACAGAAGAAAAACUACACUUUGCAAAAGGAAGGAAAAAAUAAAGAUUGGAGCAGAGAUAAACUAGAGAACAGAAGAACAAUAGAGAAAAUCAACAAAAUUGACAAACUUUUCAAUUUACUAAGAAGAAAGAUACAAAUAACUUAAGUCAGAAAUAAAAGAGGGGACAUUACAGCCCAUUUAGUAGAAAUAAAAAGAAUUACAACAGUUGUGUGCCAACAAAUUGGAAACCUAGAUGAAAUGGAUCAUUCUUAGAAACACACCCCACCAAGGUGAACUGUGAAGAAAUAGAAAAUUGGAACAACUAAUAACCAGAAAAGAGAUUGAAUUAGUAAUCAAAACCUCUUAACAUGGGAUGCCCGGGUGGCUCAGUAGGUUAAAGCAUCCGACUCUUGGUUUCAGCUCAGGUCAUGAUCUCAUGGUCAUGGGUUAUGCUUGAGAUUCUCUCCCACUCCCCCAACUUGCACACUUUAAAAACAAAGACCAGAACCAGAUGGCUUCACUGGUGAAUUCUACCAAAUCUUCCCAAAAAUUGAAGAGGAGGGAACACUUCCAAACUCAUUCAAUGAGAGCAGCAUUCUCUGUUACCAAAACCACAGAUUAAUAUCCCUGAGGAUUGAUGCAAAGAUUCUAAACAAAAUAUUAGCAAACAAAAUUCAGCAACACAUUAAAAGGAUUAUAUACCACGACCAAUUGGAGUUUAUCUCAGGAAUGCAAGGGUGGUUCAACAUAAGAAAAUCAAUGUAAUACACAUUAAUAGAAUGAAGGGGAAAAAAGCUGGACAAAAUUCAACACAAGUUUGUGGUAAAAACACUUAAACUAGUAAUAGAAGGAAACUACCUUAAUAUAAUAAAGGCCAUAUACGAAAAGCCCCAAACUAACCUCAUACUCAGAGAUGAAAGACAAAGUUCUUCCUCUAAGACCAGAAACAAGACAAGGAUGCUUGUAAUUUUACCACUUCUACUCAACAUAGUAUUAGAAGUCCUACCUGAAACCAUCAGACAAGUAAAAGAAAUAAGAGAUAUCCAAAUUGGAAAGGAAGAAGUAAAAUUAUCUCUGUUCACAUUAUCUUAUAUGUAGAAAGCCGUAAGAUUUCCACAAGAAAAAUGUGGGAAUUAAUUAAUAAAUUCAGCAAAGUUGAAGGAUACAAAAAUCAGUGCACAAAAAUCAGUUGCAUUUCUAUAUAUUAGCAUUGAAAAAUCUGAAAAGAAAAUAUAAAAACUAAUUCCUCUUACAGUAACAUCAAAAAGAAUAAAAUACUUAGGAAUAAACUUAACCAAGGAGGUGAAAGACUUAUACACUGAAAACUACAACACAUUGCUUAAAGAAAUUAAAGACAAUAAAUGGAAAGAUAUCUCAUGUUCAUGGAUUAGAAGACUAUUGUUAGGAUGCUAAUACUACCCAAAGUGAUCUACAGGUUUAAUUCAACUCUUAAUGAAAAUUCCCAAAGUUGCAUUUUUGCAGAAAUAGAAAAAUCCAUCCUAAAAUUCAUAAGGAAUAUCCAGGGACCCCAAAUAAGCAAAGUAAUCUUGAAAAAUUACAAAGUUGGAGGUCUCCUACUUCCUUAUUUACUGCAUAGCUACAGCAGUCAAAAACUGUGGUACUGACCUAAAGACCCACACAUAUAGAGACCAAUGAAAGACAAUAGAGAGUCUAGAAAUCAAUCGUUGCAUAUAUAGUUAAAUGAUUUUUGACAAGGGUGCCAAGACCAAUGGGGAAAGGAUAGUCUUUACAGCAAGUGGAAAACCAGAUAUCCAUACGCACAAGAAUAAAGCUGGACCCUUCCUUUACACCACAUACAAAAAUUAACUCAGAAUGGAUCAAUGACCUAAAUGUAAGAGCUAACGCUAUAAAACUUGAGAAAACAUAGGGUAAAAGUUUCAUGACAUUGGAUUUGGCACUGAUUUCUUGGAUAUGACACCAAAACAUGGGAAACAGAAGUAAAAAUACAUUGGACAACACCAAAAUUCAAAACUGUGCAUCAAAGGACACAACCAACAGAAUGAAAAGAUAACCUAUGGAGUGAGAGAACAUAUUUGUAAAUCAUGCAUCUGGUAAGAGGUUAAUAUCCAGAAGAUAUAGAGAACUAAAAUGCAAUAGUGAAAAACCUGAAUAGACAUUCCUCCAAGGAAGAUAUACGAGUGGCCAAUAAGCAGAUGAAAAGAUGCUGAACAUCACCAGUCAUGGAAAUGCACAUCAAAACCACAGUGAGAUACUGCCUCACACCAGUUAGGAUGGCCACUAUCAAAAAUAAGGCAAAACAAAACAGAAAACAAGUGCUGACAAAGAUGUGGAGAAACUGGAACCCUUGUGCACUGCUGGUGGGAAUGUAAAAAUUGUACAGUCGCUAAUGGAAAACAGAACGGAGGUUCUUCAGAAAAUUAAACAUAGAAUAACCGUAUGAUCUAGCAAUCCCAUGUUCGUGGCAGCAUUUUUCACAACAGCCGAGAAGUGGAAGCAACCCAGAUGUCUAUUGGUGGAUGGAUGAAUAAAAUGUGGUGUAUGCGUAUGAUGGAGAAUUAUUCAGCCUUAAGUAAGAAAGAAAUUCUGACAUGUGCUGCAGCAUGGAUGAACCUUGAGGACACUAUGUUCCAUGAAAUUAGCCACAAAAACAGAGACAUUAUAUAAUUUCACUCAUAAGAGGUACCUAGAGUAGUCAAACUCAUAGAAAGUAGCAUGGGCUUGUCAGGGGUAGGGAGACAGGGAAUGGGGAGUUCUAUUUAAUGGGUAUAGCGUUUCAGUUUUGUAAGAUGGAAAGAGUCUUGGAGAUGGAUGGUGGUGAUGGGUGCACAAUAAUGUGAAUGUAUUUAACACUACUGAACUGUACAAUUAAAAAGAGGGUGAUAAAUUUUAUAUUUUGUGUAUUUUAUCACAAUUUUUAAAAAUUUGAAAAUAAGAGAUUCAGAGAAGGAAUUGGUUUAUCAAAUAAAAUUCAGUGAAGGGGCGCCUGGGUGGCUCAGCUGGUUAAGUGACUGCCUUCGGCUCAGGUCAUGGUCCCAGGGUCCUGGGAUAGAGCCCCGCAUCGGGCUCCCUGCUCAGUGGGGAGUCUGCUUCUCCCUCUCCCACUCCCCCUGCUUGUGUUCCUUCUCUCGCUGUCUCUGUCAAUUAAAUAAGUAAAUAAAAUCUUAAAAAAAAAUUUUUUUUUAAAUAAAAAUUCAGUGAAAACAAGUGGGGGAGACAAAGAAUAUAGUGAGGUAUGUCCUUUGUAAACCGUCACUGUCACUGCAGAGCCUGAAUCCUGGCCUGUCCCUGAAAGGGUCACCUCCCCGUGGCCUUGGGGUCAGCCUGACGUGCAGAGCGCUGGGGGUACCAUGAGCCCAGCAGACCUAGGCCCCGUCCCUGGCGCUGCCCCCACAGGUUCUGUGCCUGGAGCCUCGUCUCUGCCCCAUUAGCUUCCCCGUCCGCUCAGUGGGGUCCCACCACCCGUCUUUAAUGCGUGGGGCAGAUUUGGGAAGCAGACAUGGCACAGGGCCGGGCGGACGGUGCCUGGUCAUCGCUGGGAGGAAUCAGCCCCUGAAGGAGCGCCAUCCUCUGCAGCGUUCUGACCACGAUUUCUGUCCUUCCUCUAGGCCGGCUUGCCCAUUCGUGGGUGAGGGAUUUCUUCUCUUCCUUUGCAGCUGAAUCCCCGGAGUAAGGAAAGCUCAGCACUGUCUUCGCUGAGAACCCGCUCUGGCAUCCUGUAGCUCUUAUUCCAAAGCCCAGGCUUUUUCCAGUAGAACUGUUCUGAACCUCUCCAUUCUACAGGUCCUCAGCCCUGGUGGUACCCGCCCCAUCCUGGGCAGAGGACAUCACCUAUUUUGAGGAAAGGCCAGGCAACUCCGCAUGAACAUCCCUGUGGCCACCCAUCUGUCCCUUCUGAGGCAGGGCCCCCAUCACCACGCCUUCAGCACACUCUUUCCCACUGUCCCUGCUCCAUUUUUUUUUUUUUUUUUUUUUUUUUAAGGCUGCCUAUUUACCAGUCUAUUUCCCUUGACCUUCACGGCGAACGGGAGAGGGGAGAAUAUGUCUCAUUUCUUAUGUGGGGAAGGAACAUAAUUUUCCCUCUACCCGUAUUACUUCCUGUAGUAAAAGAUUAACAGGAGAGAAACACAAAAAUUUUAUAACGUGUGUAUCUCCUGCAUACAUGGCGAGACCCAGGGGAAAUGAGUAACUCCCUAAAUGGCCCGCACCCUCCCCUUAGGUACUAUCUCCAGCUAAAGACAAAAGAUGUUGGGGCCUCAGGAGCCAGGUGUGGGAGGUUUGCAGGCGAAGCACAGUGAACAAGGGUAAAGUUAUGCAUCUCUCAGUCUUUGCCUUGGGCACUGAUAGAGCUUCUAGAGAUGGGGAGCCAUCCUCCUCUUGCUGGUACAGUAGGGAGAUAACCUCACAAAUGGAGACACCCCUUAGAAAUGCAAAUGACUCUUCUAAAAAAUGGUCCCUUCUAACAGAGCUUCUCCUGUGUUUCUUAAAAAUAAUCAGCCUGAAGUAAUCCUCCUGCCAAAGAGGCAUAUUCUGGGGCGACAAACUCAGCUCCCCUGUGGCUCCCUGAGUGCCCUGCUGGCCUUUCCCUCUCCUUUGGUUGCUUCCUGUUCUCCCCUCAUGCUUUUGCUUCAGGGGACACGAAUCCCCUCUGUAAGCAUACUCCCUCUGUCCCCCAGCCAUGUCCAGCCCUCUCUGGGCCCACGACUGCCACCUUACUGGCUUUCUCGGCAACCUAAAACACACCCACAUCAUUGGUGCAAUAAACUCUUCUCAGCGCCCCUCUAAGCAAGUGGUUCCCGAACCUCCACUUCCAUCCCAUUUCACACUGAGCCUCUGGAAAGAUGAAGGGGCCGAGGGCCCUGUGAAAUGGCGGCAUGGUUGUUGCAGUGAGGGUUCCCCAAGAAGGAGACUCAAGAGGAACAGGCUCUUCUGGUCCUGCUUUCUCCCUAAAUACCACUCCAGUGACCCAUAAAGACAGAAGAUGAGGGAGGGCAACGAAAUUCUGGAAGACAGAAAAUGACUUAGCAGCCUGGAGAAACCAGACACCGGCAAGUCCCUGCGUGGUGCGAAGCCAGCAAGCAACUGCUGACCAGUACAGCAGACGGCCAGAGAAACUCCGGACCCAUGGGCCUAGGAAGAGGAGGGUCAGGGCAGAAACAGCAGGAAAGGGUGAAAGUCUGUAUAGGGAGCAGACACCCAGUCUCUUCUUCCCAGUAGGGAGCAGGUGAGACACUGUCCAGAGAGGCUUGGUACUGGGGACACUGGUCCCAGCUGGGGUGGGGUUGGGCGGCACCCAGAAAAUCGAGAUCGAAGGAAAUCUGCAUGCCUAUAGAGUCUGUUAUCUGACGUGCCCCCCCAGCCUGCACCGCCCAAACCUACUGAUCCCCCAAAAGAGGCUUGCCAACCAUCAGGCUCUCUCCCUCGCACACAGAGCCUUCAUUGCCUAUAUGAUGUCUGGAUUCUCAACAUGAAAGGCCCGUAGCCAAGGAUUACCAGUAUUUGAAGAAAACCUCUAAAGAAACAUGCACCAAAACAAAAAGCCAGGCAGGCAAAGAUGAAAACGUAAAACCACCACCCAAACCCAUGAUAAUUAAUACCUUCCCAAAGAUGAGAGGUGGCUUUGAGCUGGAAAAGAACUAUGAUGGCAAAAAGAGACACAAAUUCAUAGAAGGACUGAGAGUUAAGUAGAGUAUAAAGAAAAAAACCUGGAAAAAGGGAGGAGAGAGAGAAAAUGGGAAAAUUAAUCCAGGAUACACAAUACCUGAGUAUUAGGAGACCAGAAAGAGAACAAGAAGGUAGAAACAAGAAGGAAACUCCCCGUGGUCCAAGAUGGUGAGUUUUCAGAUAGAAAUUCCCAGCACAGUGAAUGAAGGAAGCCCACAAGAAGUGGGGUACCUGGGCGGCUCUGUUGGUUAAACAUCUGACUCUUGAUUUCAGCUUAGGUCAUGAUCUCAGGGUCAUGGGAUUGAGCCCCACGUUGGGCUCUGCGCUCAGCACGGAGUCUGCUUGAGGUUCUCUCUGUCCCUCUGCCUAUCCCCCCACUCGUGCUCUCGCUCGCUCUCAAGUAAAUCUUAAAAAAAACACACAUACACAAAAAAAUACACUGUAACCUCAGAAUCUGAGGGGAAAAAGGAAGACCUCACAAGUCUCCAGAGAGGAAAGCUCAAGUCCUGAACAGAGGAUGGUGGAGUCCAAUGGCACUGGACUUCUCAACAAGAACAUGGGAAACAGAAAACAAGAAUGCCUUUAAAGCUCUCAAGAAAACUGUUUCUAGAAUUCUCCACUGAGCCACACUGUUAAUUAAGGAUGGGAAAGAAUUAGCUUCAGCAAAAUGAGGGAGUUGAGGAAGAUGGGGCCACGGGAUGCGGGGGCUCAGGGAAGCCCUGGGUGGCAUGGCAGGACACGCCAUGAAUGGAACCCAGUCCCUGGUGGUAAAAAGAGACACAGGGGGUGCCUGACUGGCUCAGUCGGAAAAGCAUGCAACUCUUGAUCUUGGGGUCAUGGGUUUGAGCCCCGUGUUGGGUAUAGAGGUUACCUAAGUAAAUAAACUUAAAAAAACAAAAAAGAACAGAAAAAGCACCCAAAUGGCUGCAUUUUAGGCCAAGUCACUGAGUCAGGACUUUACAUCUAACCUAAUUAUACUUUCAGACUGCCUAGAAACGUAGUCUUAACCGGUCAAUCAGGAAUUUUCUGCUUUGCACUGAUGAAGUAAUCUGUCACGUGGGCCCUCCCCCAUCCCCCAGAGGAACAGGAGGUACAGGAGGUGACCUGCCUAGUAAGACUGCCACCUGAGGGAAGGUGACCUUGCCUGGAACAAUCCUUUUCUUUUGCUAAUAAAUUCCUUGCCCCACCUGCCUUCCCGUAAAAACCUUCCAUUUUGUACAGCAACUCAGAGCAUCCCCUCUAUGGGCCAGAUGGGAAGCUGCCGGAUUCAUGAAUUGAGUCAUAAAGGCAAUUAGAUCUUCACAUUUACUGAGUUCAGUUUUUGUUCUUUAACAGUGGUCAGGCCUGAAAGGAUGCUUGCAGCACUUUCGGAAAAUGAGAGGCUGAAUUACUGUCAGAGAAACUUGAGCAGAGGGGGAAAAAAGCUGCAAGCAAUUUUUAAUUCCAAGAAAAACAGAAAAGUUGUCCAAGAAAGGAAAUUAAUGAUGGUACACUCUGUGCCUUAUCUGAGAACAGUGUUUACAUAGUUCUGAUGCUGAAAUGAAUGCGGCUCUGCCCGAAACCGUGACAGGAGUCAAAGGGAGGGACGGAGGGACGCGGGGCAGGGCGGCGCGGCGCGCGUUCGGGGCUCGGGGCGUGGGGCGCAGCGCCUGUGGCGGGAACGAGCCCAGCCAGCAGGGAGCGCGGGCCUCCCGGGCAGGACGAGCUGGGCCGUGGGGGCGCAGCGACCCGCCGAGCCGCCGCUCCCAGCAGCGCCCCCCAGCAGCUUGCCAUUAGGACCUCCUUUUACAGCCGAGGCGGAGAGGUUAAGUGGUUUGCCUCAAGUCACAACCCAGGCAAUUGGGUUCUAAAGUCUGCGCUUUAAACCACCAUGCGAGCCUGGCAGCUUCCUGGCCCUCAUGGCCCGCGUGUUCGUGUACGGGACCCUGAAGAGAGGCCAGCCCAACCACAAGGUCCUGCUGGACCCCACCAACGGCCGCGCCGCCUUCCGCGGCCGGGGCCGCACGCUGGAGGCCUACCCCUUGGUCAUCGCGGGCGAACAUAACAUCCCGCGUCUGCUCAACCUCCCGGGGCAAGGGCGCCUCGUGCUCGGCGAGAUCUACGCCGUGGACGAGCGGAUGCUGAGCUUCCUCGACGAGUUUGAGGGCUGCCCGGACGUGUACCAGCGCACCCCGCUGCAGGUCGCGGUCCUCGAGUGGGAGGGCGCGCGCGGGGCGCCCGAGGAGACGCCGGCCGCCGACGGGACCCUGCAGUGCUUCGUGUACAGCACGGUCACCUACGCACCCGAGUGGGUCCGCCUGCCGCACCACGACGACUACGACUUCCAGGGGGAGCACGGGCUUCGCUACACUCGGCGGGAGGACAGAUGACAAGCGCGAGGGCCAAUCCCCCGCGCGUCCGCCAGGGGCCGGGGGCCGGAGCCCCGACCAUGAGACGCCCUCAGCCCGUCUGCACUCCGCGCACCCGCGUAAGAACGUCCUUUGAAACACUUAUAAAACUCGAUCUGUGGGAAAAGGAACAAUCUCUUUUUCAGCUGCAGCUGCUUUUCCCAAUAUUUUGACACACUGAUCACAAAAUUGUGCCUGAAGUCUGUCUAGCCGACAGCGCUUUGUUGCUUGCCGCUUCCAGAAUGCCAUGGGCUUGAAUAGAUCAGAUAAGGAAAAUUCAGGAUCCUAAUUCCCUAAAUGACAUUUCAAGAACUCGUAUGUCACUUUUUUUUUUUUUUGCUUUGCUUUGAUCUGAAGAUAACAUUUAAAAUGUAGACUUCGUGUAGCAGCUAGAUUUUAGCAACCCUACUGUAUUGAUUCUAACUUGGGGCAGCAAGAAGAAUAAUUUUUUAAACUGAUUUGGGUUAUCUCCGUGUAAUAAAAGAACCUCAAGAAAAACAUUGUGUUUGGGGUAGUUUUAGAGCAUAUAAAACAUUAGUAUUCACAAUUUUCAGAUCAAGCUUAUUAAAGAAGGAGUUACUAAAGAUGAUCAUAUAAUAUUAAACUGGAUGUUUUAGGAAACCAAAUUUAAAAGUGUUGGUACUACUGUUGGCUUUUUUGGGGGAGGGGGAGGGGGCUUUACUUCCUUGGUAGAAGGUUCUUUUCAUUCUAAUCUGGCAAAAUCACAAGCCACCUACUUGCUGGCAGAUGCUGCUGAACACCCCGAUUUCAGAUGGAAGCUCACCCAAGCCCGAGGCCCAGUGGCAAGGUGCCGUCCCUGCCUCCGAAGGGAGCAGCAUUUGGGGGGUUGGGUGGCCUUUCAGAGAAGAACCAACACGUUAGUAAUUUGUUCUUCAGGCCUGACAGAAAGCUUAGCUUCCAAAUACAAACAGCACUUAAAAUAAUUUUAGCAAGGCACGAAGUACCAAUUACUACCCACCUCCAUCUGAUAAUCUGUCAGUGUAGAUUCAGAUCCGCGCACGACUCUGCCUCUGUUUCCUUACCAGCAAAGUAUGAAACGUAUUCCAAGAAUUUCAGAAGCAACUGACAACGCAGCUGCUGAUCCUUAGUAACCUCGUUCUCCGCUGGGAGAGCUCCCUCGCUCUUCGACUUAAUGGUAGACUGUGAUCACUAACUGCAUCUGGCAUAAAAACAGGAUCAGUAUUUUUAGCCCUAUUUUCUUAAUUGGAAACUUGCUUCACAAAAACACAAAAAGGCAAGGAUGGGUAUCAACUGAUGGGCUUGUGGCAGCCACACCCACCACUCCUGGGGUGAGAGAGCCCCAGCAAAGCCUGGGGGAGGGGGAGGGGGGCCGCCCGCCGGGUCCGUGGGCCCCGCACUCACCCGUGGGAGCCGCGCAGGAGGGAUUUCCAAACUCCCCGGUGGCCCCCCGCGGGCUUUUGGAAGUUCAGAAUAGCCACAAAUGGGAGCGAGGUCCUCAACCAGGAAGAAGCAGGGAAACAGAUUAUGAAGGUGGUAAAUGAUAAUUCAGU